AUGAAGACCGCCCUCUUCCUCUCUGUCGAUGGCUCAGCUGCCGUUGGAAUCAUCGCCGAGGAUUUUAAGAUUGAGAGUACUCUUCUCGUUAUCUGCGGCGGCACAGAGAAGGGAAACGGGGAUCGGAUGUACUACCGGGAUACCCUCAAGGACUUGGGCAAGCAAUUCUCCGAAUCAGCUCAUCGAUUCGUCAAUGCGCCCUGGUAUCCUUAUUGUAAAGGACCCAGGCUACCUCCGAUAGGAUGUCACUGGAUGCAUCUAUUCGGAGCUUCUCUUAAACUACACGAGUCGGCAAUGAUGCUUUGA
Molecule: messenger RNA, 306 nt
Organism: Fusarium subglutinans
Lineage: Eukaryota; Fungi; Ascomycota; Sordariomycetes; Hypocreales; Nectriaceae
Product: FK506-binding 2
Exons: 1
Coding region: 1-306 (101 amino acids)
Source: RefSeq, a predicted model, not a curated record